Molecule: messenger RNA, 141 nt
Organism: Dentiscutata erythropus
Lineage: Eukaryota; Fungi; Glomeromycota; Glomeromycetes; Diversisporales; Gigasporaceae
Source: the annotation of a GenBank genome assembly
AACCUGUUGAAGAAGAUACAGAUCCUCUGGAUUGGUGGAAGGCCAAUAAAAGAACUUACUCUAUUCUUUCAAAACUUGCAUCUGACUACCUAAGUGUUCAAGCAACUAGCAUUGCUUGUGAACGAGUCUUUUUUCUAGCUG